AUGCCUGCGCGAGUAUCGCCGGAUGAAGUAGCAUCAGCACUUCUUGCCGAGAAAGGACUACAAUUUCAAUUCCUACAAACCAUUCAAUCGUUAUGGGCCGGUUAUGGCGAGAUCUGUCGCGUCUUCGCUAAUCCAAUCGGUUCGCGAAAUUCGACGAAAUCUUACAUACUGAAGCUCGUCAACCCCCCGCCGACAAGGGCAGACGACGAAGGCCAUACUCGGAAAGUCUUGAGUUACCAAGUUGAGCAAUAUUUCUAUAGCCACCUCGCCCCCCAACUGCCAGCAACUUUACCAGUUGCCGAAUGCCUCGCUAGCAUUAACAAGCACAAUGCGGAUGGCACCUCAAUAACCGCGAUGUUGUUGAGCGAUCUUCGACAUCAAUACCCUGCAGCUGGAGAGAAGCGCAACGUGCUUACAACGACACAAGCUCAUGCUGCGUUGGACUGGCUCUCUGGGUUUCACGGCUUUUGGUGGCCUCGCAUCAAGUCUUUGGACUCAUCUUCGCUCGUACUGCCACCACUUCAGGAAGUGCAGCUCGACGGACAGGAUGCGUUCAACAAAUCGGUUUGGCUCAACGGCGGAUAUACCUACCUUGCAACGCGGCGUAAGGAGUAUAAUACUUUGGUGACAGAUUACGAUGCUGAGUGGAAUGAACCACUCACUGAAUGGGUUGAUGGCGAGGAGGUCUCCAUAUCCGAGAUGGCGGCUGCAUUUCUUUCCCCGAAGACUUCUGGUUGGACUCCAAUUGAAGGUUAUCAAACUCUUAUACAUGGUGACGUGAAGUCUGAAAACAUGUUCACCAGCAGCUCCGGGGAAGAGGUUGCGUUUUACGAUUUCCAAUAUGUUGGACUUGGUCUCGGGGUCUGCGAUCUGGCCAAGUUCUUCACAUGCUCCGUUCCACUAAGCAUGCUUGUUGCUGGCCGGCAUGUCCCACGAGAGCUACCCAUGCAGGAAGGCGAAAAGCAGUUGUUGCAACGAUACUGGAAGAGACUAAGAGAGGUUGGCAAACAAGAGUAUAGUUGGUCCAUCUUCGUGCGACACUGGGAGACGGCCCUCGUGGACUGGCUUCGCUUCCAGGCCAGCUGGGGCUUCUGGGGAAACACUGAAUGGUUGGAGGCUAGAGUCCGGAGUAUAUUGCAAGACCAGGAAUGGAGGGAUGCGUUGACCAGUAACGUGGAUAAGACGAAUAUCCGCAAGCAAGACGAACGUCUCGGGUGA
Molecule: messenger RNA, 1218 nt
Organism: Alternaria atra
Lineage: Eukaryota; Fungi; Ascomycota; Dothideomycetes; Pleosporales; Pleosporaceae
Exons: 1
Coding region: 1-1218 (405 amino acids)
Source: RefSeq, a predicted model, not a curated record